Messenger RNA from Xenopus tropicalis (tropical clawed frog), 1299 nucleotides. It is a transcript of the gene tmbim4, whose product is annotated as transmembrane BAX inhibitor motif containing 4. The record is from RefSeq and is marked provisional. Gene Ontology annotation, biological process: calcium ion transmembrane transport. Lineage: Eukaryota; Metazoa; Chordata; Amphibia; Anura; Pipidae. Gene Ontology annotation, cellular component: membrane.
CUGUGAUGUUCUAGGUGUAUUUGUCAUUUAAUUGCGUGCGAAAGAUGGCGUCUCCAUACCCUAGGUCUUCAAUAGAGGAUGAUUUUAACUAUGGCACCAAUGUGGCGUCCGCAAGUAUACAGAUUCGUAUGGAUUUUCUUAAAAAAGUUUACAGCAUUCUGACAACACAGAUUCUUUUGACUACACUAACUGCGGCGUUAUUCCUUUACUCCAAAUCAAUUCAAACAUUUGUUCAUGAAAGUCCUGCUCUGCUCUUAAUAUCAGUCAUUGGAUCUCUUGGAACAGUCAUUGCUUUAACAAUCUACAGACAGCAGCAUCCAGUGAAUUUGUACCUGCUUUUGGCAUUUACUGCUUUUGAAGCUGUGACUGUAGCUAUUGCUGUUACAUUCUAUGAUGUAGCUGUAGUUCUUCAAGCCUUUAUACUGACUACAGCUGUGUUCCUUGGCCUGACAGCAUUCACGUUUCAGUCAAAGAGAGACUUCAGCAAGUUUGGAGCUGGGCUUUUCACAGGCCUUUGGAUCCUGAUUUUUGCAAGUUUUCUGAGGCUGUUCUUUUACAGCGAGACAGUAGAACUGUUAAUUGCAGCAGCAGGAGCCUUGCUGUUCUGUGGAUUCAUCAUCUUUGACACACAUUUAUUGAUGCACAAACUGUCCCCAGAGGAGUACAUCCUGGCAUCUGUCAACCUUUAUCUGGACAUCAUUAACCUCUUUCUUCAUCUGCUUAGAAUAUUACAAGCUGUAAACAAAAAAUAAAGUAAAUUACUGAGAUCAGUAUAUUCCAUAUUUUGUGCCCAUAAAUUCCUUUUUUUUCCCCCCUAUUCUCUUUAUAUAUUUUACUAUGUUGGGAUUUUAGAUGGUGUGUAUAUUUUAGUCCACUCUUUCAGUAACUUACUAUAAGCUUCACCAGAUGGAGUAAUGCAGUAGUCAUUGACUAGGAACAGCCAAAAGCUAAUGGUUCUUUGUAGCUGUUUUUUUGUUUAUUUGUUUUUUUAGAAGUCUGCAUAAUUUUUUAAUUGAUCUGGUAAAUAUUCUUUACAGUGCAAAAGCAAUUGAAUAGGCCUUGAAGCCUGCUAUUGAAAUAUUUUAUCCUUUUUAUGAGCCACUCAUUUCUGGGCAAGACCCUCUGCUAAAAUACUGAAUCAUUACCAUUUAUCAAAUGUAUGAUUUACCUUUUAAUUUAUCCAGUGCAUUUCUGCUUUAACUAAUGUACUGUGCCAACUGUGAUGUUUUUUCUGGUGCAAAGAAUGUGCAAUAUAAUUUCUGAAAAUCAUAUGAAAAUAUACUCUAAAUUAUAUUUUGA